AUGGCGAGUUAUACGAUUGAACAGCACGUUCAAAUGAUAAAACUAUAUUAUCAAAAUGAGUGUUCGUUAAAGCAAACGUUGCCUACAUUGCGCGCAUUUUACGGUAGACGUGGUGGCCCUUCACGGUCGACUUUUCAACGUUUGGUGGGCAAAUUGAAGACGACUGGUUCAGGAUUCAAUCAGCUAACACCCGUACGUUCGAGGAAUACAAGAUCGGUCGAUAACAUCGCGGCGGUCCGUGAAAGUGUACUGCAGAACCCGAGGCAGUCGAUUCCUCGUGCACAAGAACUUAGCCUUUCGCAGACUUCAACUUGGUGA
Messenger RNA from Diatraea saccharalis (sugarcane borer), 318 nucleotides. The record is from the annotation of a GenBank genome assembly. NCBI's taxonomy places the organism in Eukaryota, Metazoa, Arthropoda, Insecta, Lepidoptera, Crambidae.